AUGUCCUUUACGGUGGUCGUCAUGAUGAUUCUGCUCGGCCCUUCAGUGGUGAUUGCGUUUGUCUUGCAGCCAUCCAAGGAGGAAGCCGCAGCCUCUGCUAACUCUCCGGUUUCCCAUCACAGGUGCCAGGGCGAGUCAUUGGAGUCCAUCAGGAAGGGCCUCCUCGGGGCUCUCAACUUGCAGGCCGAGCCCCAGCUGCCUGCUGGUGGACUUGACGGUGUCAGAGAGCAAUGGAGGACCUUCAUCGGCACCGCUCACCGAGCCAAGGACACGGCAAUUCUAGCGGCCUCUGGCAACUCUGUGUCGCCUGAUGUUGGAAACAGUACGAGCCUGAAGUGCUGUUCAAAGGCCUCUGAGAUCUUCAUGAAAGAUCUGGGAUGGGACAACUGGGUCAUCCACCCUACCAGCAUUACCAUCGUGCAGUGUGCACCCUGCCACCCCCAAGGGAACACCGUGCAGUGUCCACCACCCCACGCCGAUCCCCAGGAUGCUGACUCACAGGUGCCGUGUUGUGAGCCCAUCGCUCAAGAAAUGGUGCCGGUCAUCUACGUGGAUGAAUUCAGCACCGUGGUCAUUUCCUCCGUGCAGCUGACUCGCAGCUGCGGUUGUAAACCCGGCGACCUCCAGCCGAUCCGCGGAGAGUAAAAAUGUGUUUUUAUAGUCCUGAGUAUGUGAGACACCUGGGGAACAAGCAAACAAAUGAAAUACAGCGAGUUUUGGAUAAUACAUCACAUGCGGGCCUAUCUUCUCUCACGGCACUUAUCUUAGACCUUUACAGUGUGUAUUCAACACAGAGCGUGGGAACCAAAGCAAAUUCUCCUCAACAGAACACUGUUGUGCAUUCCCGGUUUCUCCUUUCUAAACAGGACGUUCCAGCGCGGAUCUGUUUAGUCGGCCAAGGAAGAAACUGAUCAAUUAGAAUUGAAGUGGAACUGAUGACGCUAUCUAAAUGACACGUUAUUCAUCUAAAAUUACAAUCUACACUUGCUGUUAUGUUUCAUUCACCGUGAACCGAAAAUUCAGUUUUGGAUGUAUUUUUAAACAUGCAUUUCUGUAGAUAACUAGUAUUAAGAUAUUAUGAAGUAUUUCUCUUGCACCAAGAGCUGGAAGGGAAGUGCAUCUGACUGUAAGUGCCAGUUUAUCUUUAAAUAAAUGUGUAGAGCGCUAUUUAAAGCUACGAACUGUUACCGAGUGUUCGCUUUCAUAAAUGUAAGACUGUGCAGGGUGAAAUCCUGAUGUCGCUGCUUUCAGUUCCUCGUAUGAGCUAGAACUCCUUUUAAUCCCCAAAAAGUAGACUUCAAAUAAAACAAAUAGUUUUCCUUAAUGUGUAAAUGUGCUAUAUGUUUGCCAUGUUGAGGGAUAAACCUUUUUUUGCAGAGAGAGUAAUAGGAGAUUGGGAUAUCCAGCUAAACUCAUUGCAUCUACAACACAACCACAUCUGUGCUGUGCUUUUCCAUUGGCUGAGCUCUGUUUUCAUGUUUUUACUGGCAGAAAAAGAAUGAAGGCCCUGCCAACCUAAAAAAAACUGGAACUGUAAAAAAAAAAUUAAAUAAUAAUAGUACUUUCUCUUAUACUUAAAAUAGCCCAUUAAUGAAGAUCAAAGCCUGGCUGACAGUAUCCUGACAUUUUAUUUUCUUAUGUGCUUUUAUCUGCAUUCUUAACAGCAGCAUCCUUAUUUCUUUUUUCUUUCCCUUAUAUGUCUCUUUGACCAUUUAUCAUGAUUAGUUUUAGUUUGUCAUUUUGUUAUUUGACUUUACAAAGUUACGUCACCAUUCACUUUUCUUUUUUUUCCACAAAUAGACUAAUACUUAUUAGAGUGAUAUAUCACCUCAACUCAUUCAAUACAUUUAGAGCUAAUGUUUGUGUGUGUGUGUGUAUGCUUAUGACAUUUAUGCCAAUCAUUUGUAUCAACUUCA
Messenger RNA from Pseudoliparis swirei, 1916 nucleotides. Its product is annotated as growth/differentiation factor 6-like. Gene Ontology annotation, cellular component: extracellular region. NCBI's taxonomy places the organism in Eukaryota, Metazoa, Chordata, Actinopteri, Perciformes, Liparidae. Gene Ontology annotation, biological process: BMP signaling pathway; SMAD protein signal transduction. The record is from RefSeq and is a predicted model, not a curated record. The transcript is spliced from 5 exons. The coding region runs from base 1 to 645 and encodes 214 amino acids. Gene Ontology annotation, molecular function: cytokine activity; growth factor activity.